Carlito syrichta (Philippine tarsier) is the source of this 2746-nucleotide messenger RNA. It is a transcript of the gene TXNDC5, whose product is annotated as thioredoxin domain containing 5. Gene Ontology annotation, molecular function: protein disulfide isomerase activity. Lineage: Eukaryota; Metazoa; Chordata; Mammalia; Primates; Tarsiidae. The coding region runs from base 224 to 1198 and encodes 324 amino acids. Gene Ontology annotation, biological process: protein folding. Gene Ontology annotation, cellular component: endoplasmic reticulum. The transcript has 10 exons. The record is from RefSeq and is a predicted model, not a curated record.
GAACAAUGCCACACACAUCAUUUCCUGAAAUAAUGGAGUUGGAAGGCAAUUAUCUGCUCACAAAACAGGCUGAAACAACAGUUCCUGAUAUUCUUCUCAAAUACUUUAACUUCCCAAGGAAUCCGGAAAAAAUAAUUCCAUGAGACAGUGUUGUGAAUGAAGGUGUGGACACUGCCAGCGCUUGCAGCCGACUUGGAAUGAACUGGGGGACAAGUACAACAGCAUGGAGGAUGCCAAGGUCUAUGUGGCUAAAGUGGACUGCACAGCUGACUCGGAAGUGUGCUCUGCCCAAGGAGUCCGAGGAUACCCUACCUUAAAGUUUUUCAAGCCUGGCCAAGAAGCUGUGAAGUACCAGGGUCCUCGAGACUUCCAGACACUGGAAAACUGGAUGCUGCAGACACUGAACGAGGUGCCCACGACACCAGAGCCAGAAGUGGAACCUCCCAGAGCCCCUGAGCUCAAGCAGGGGUUGUACGAGCUCUCAGCGAGCAACUUUGAGCUGCAUGUUACACAAGGCGACCACUUUAUCAAGUUCUUCGCUCCAUGGUGUGGUCACUGCAAAGCUCUGGCUCCGACCUGGGAGCAGCUGGCUCUGGGCCUUGAACAUUCCGAAACUGUCAAGAUUGGCAAGGUUGAUUGUACACAGCACUAUGAACUCUGCUCGGGAAACCAGGUUCGCGGUUACCCCACUCUCCUCUGGUUCCGAGAUGGGAAGAAGAUUGACCAGUACAAGGGAAAGCGGGAUUUGGAGUCCCUGAGAGAGUACGUGGAGGCGCAGCUGCAGAGCACGGAGACAGGUGCUGCGGAGACCAUCCCACCCUCAGAGGCCCCAGCGCUGGCGGCCGAGCCUGAGGCUGACAGGGGCACUGUGCUGGCACUCACUGAGAGUAACUUCGAUGACACCAUUGCAGAAGGAAUAACCUUCAUCAAGUUCUAUGCUCCGUGGUGUGGUCAUUGUAAGAAUCUGGCUCCUACUUGGGAGGAACUCUCUAAAAAGGAAUUCCCUGGUUUGGCAGAGAUCAAGAUCGCUGAAGUAGACUGCACUGCUGAGCGGAAUAUUUGCAGCAAGUACUCGGUACGAGGCUAUCCUACAUUGUUGCUUUUCCGUGGAGGAAAGAAAGUCAGUGAGCACAGUGGCGGCAGAGACCUGGAUUCUUUACACCGCUUUGUUCUGGGACAGGCGAAAGACGAACUCUAGAAGCCCAGCUGGAAGUUGCCGCUGCUGCCUGGCCUCCUACCCCGUGUAUGGGAGUUAAGUCAUGCAGAUGUUGCCGAGUUUCCAGUGGAGGCUAUUCAGGAAGCUGAACAUACUAAACUUGUGGUAUCUUCUUUGUGUGUUUUUUAAGCCAACACACUCUACGGAUUCUUUAUUAAGUUUCACUCAUGGUCACUGUGUAAACUAAAUAUUUUCAGUGGCCAUAUACCCCCUUGAACCUUCUCUUGAUGAAAUUUAAGUGGUUUCCUUUGAGACUAAAAUAGAGUUGAGGAAAAUCAAAUUACUGGACUAUUUUUGGUUCCUGAGUGAUUCUGGUGAAAGCAUCAUCCAAGCAUCAUUUUUUAACUGCCCAUGAGUUCUGGAAAGGUGGCCUUGUGGCAGUACUGAUGUUCCUCUGAUCUGAAGGUCACAAUUGACUCAUUAAUAAUAUGGUUGGCCCAUAGUUUGGAGCAGAUUUAAAAACGAAAACCCCACACCUCUGGAAGAUACCUUCAUGGCCACUACUGGAUUUUCUGUUUCUGUUAAUACUUCUCUCAUCAUGAGAGGUUAGCCAUAUGAAAGCAGCAGUACUUUUGACAUGUGCCUGAGUAUGAUAAGUCUGAUGCCAUAAUUUUACAUGUGUGUCCAUACUUGUCAAAUCAGUUGUUAUUGUUCAAGGGAUCCUUCUGUUUGUUUCUCAUGGGGUGGAACACUUCAUGAGUUUGUCAUGUCAACACAAAGCCAAAGUCCACGUGAACUUUAAGAUUGGAUGUCUUCUGUAGAAAGUAUAGGCACGGAAAGUUCCAUGAGGCUCAUUCCGACCAUUCCAUUAGCUCAUAGAAAGAUUCUGUUUGUCUUUGCCACCUGGGGUGACAAGACCAGACCAGGGAGACCCUGUAGUCUUGCUAUGGGGCCCUAACUAGUGUCCGAUUCUGCUCCUAAGUAGUCCUUUUAGAGGCUUGCUUUACUUUGUCUGCUUCAAGGAGGUCGACCUUCUAAUGUAUGAAGAGUGGGAUUCAUUUGAUUUCAAGACCAAAGACAGAUGUCAGCAGGACUGCUCUGACACUGGUGUGCAUGGCCAUGUCAGCCAUUGAUGCCAUCCUCGUGACUUAACACUUUUACAGUCACCUUUGGAAAUAAGCAGUUGUAGGACUAAGCUCCUUUGAGAGAGGUGUCUGUCUGUCCUCUACUAUCAGGUUACUUUUCAUAAUGACCACUUUGUGUCCAACACCCUUCACCCACCGCCCACGUGCAGAGGGAUGUCGACACUUUGCCCAAAGUAACUGGUGGUGGAAACCUUAGAAACAGGACUACUUAUACUGUCUGAGGUAGAAGAUAACAGAGCAGCGUCUCAACCAGCCUCUGCCUUAAAGGAAAUCUUUAUUAAUUACGCGGUUCACAGAUGUUCUUUUAAAAAACCCAACUUCCUAGAGAAGCACAAGCAUCCGAGUGGCUUCCGCUUUGCAUCAUGAGUCUUGUAUUCAAAGGAAAUCAAAGUGGUACAAUUUGUUUACACCAUGAUACUUUCUAAAUAAACUCUUUUUUAAAAAG